AUGCGUGAGAACAAUGCAGCACAUGAAAAACCUUCAAGCUGUGUGCCUAAAGGAACCUGUUGUCAGACGGCUGUCAAAAGCCCGCUUUCAAUCGGCAGCCCCUCGUUCCUUCUGGAUCCACAUCAACUGGCAAGCACUCUUCAAGCCAUACGUGGUUCUAUGGCCAUGCUUCAUGCAAGCGAAGGGGAAUGCAAGGCACGUGCACAUUUGCUUAUGUCAGAACCGCAUGCUGCUUGCGGAAACAUGGCAGACUCCGAGAAUAUACUUGCCGACUUCCACCCGAAGACGCCACCCAACAGCCCGCGUAUGGCUGCUUCAGAAGCUGUUCCGAUUGAGCAGGUAUCUAUCUUGGAGAGCUAA
This is a messenger RNA of Aspergillus welwitschiae, 360 nucleotides long. RefSeq lists its product as uncharacterized. Lineage: Eukaryota; Fungi; Ascomycota; Eurotiomycetes; Eurotiales; Aspergillaceae. The record is from RefSeq and is a predicted model, not a curated record. The coding region runs from base 1 to 360 and encodes 119 amino acids. The transcript has 2 exons.